Cherax quadricarinatus is the source of this 857-nucleotide messenger RNA. Lineage: Eukaryota; Metazoa; Arthropoda; Malacostraca; Decapoda; Parastacidae. The record is from RefSeq and is a predicted model, not a curated record.
ACUAAUGCAUCUUUUGAAAAGCACUGAGAAAAUGCCUCAUUUACUGGAGGAUACUGCAGGUGUGCCUGAUCAGCCAUCACUCUCUCAGGUAUUCACUGCAUUAUCUCCACAAGAUCUUAAUGAUCUCUCAGAGAGCCUCAGCCUCUUACUGAGCCAAGAUGAAUCCUUCAUGAAUUUGACCACACUAAAGCACCAAGAACUUAAGGAUAUUGAUAAACUGAAGGAUGUCCUGAGACAACUUUGUCAGAAUGCCCAGGCGACAGAGCAUCUUCAAGUAAAACUACACCAUUUAGAGGGCUUACUGAGGGGCUUGCAGGACGAGAAGAAAGCGUUAAAAGAUGAAAAUAAUCGUCUGAACCACUACAGCAAGAACCUUGCGAUGGAGCUCCAGGUUGCCAAGGAUCAAAUAGAAGAACUAGAGCUAGGGCAGCAGGGUCAGGGAGGGGGAACGGCUACUACUCAGUAUGCGGCAAGAAUGGAAAGCUCAAAAGACAUCAGAGAGAGGGUACGUGCCACCUUGUCUGCCAAAAAUAAAUCAUUAAUGGACCACAAUGAACUCGUUGCUCGUGUUGGAGAUCUAGAAGGAAUCCUUGAAGCGCUGGUCCGAGAGAAUGAUGCUACUGUUGAGGCGCUGAAAUCCGAAGUCUCUGAUCUGACCCAGCAGCUGGAUGUGGCUGACCGACAGCUGCGAUCGUCUCGUCAGUUCUUAGACGAGCAUGCUAGUGAACGUGACCAGGAAAUGGAGGAUCUAAUGCGUACUAAGGACAAGCUUGCCAGUCAGCUACGUGAGAAGGAUGUUCUGCUCACACAACAUUCAAACUUAGAGAAAGAGGUAUAGGAAUAUUUUUUUUAAAUAG